Messenger RNA from Nylanderia fulva, 2173 nucleotides. It is a transcript of the gene Pus7, whose product is annotated as pseudouridine synthase 7. Lineage: Eukaryota; Metazoa; Arthropoda; Insecta; Hymenoptera; Formicidae. Gene Ontology annotation, molecular function: RNA binding; pseudouridine synthase activity. Gene Ontology annotation, biological process: pseudouridine synthesis. The record is from RefSeq and is a predicted model, not a curated record. Gene Ontology annotation, cellular component: nucleus.
GUAAAAUUCGAAACCUUGAUAGAAAGAAUAUGGCAGCUCUCUCUCGGGACACGUGUUUCUGUAUAAAAGAAGUGUUUCUGUAUAAGCAUUCGUAUUUUUACUUAUCGGAUUUUCAACGAAUGCAACAACUACAUUUAGAAAAACAGAUCUAAUUGUUAAGACGUAACAAUAUAUAUUUUUAUUACAAGCAAUUUAUUUAAAUAACGUAAUCAUGUCUGCCGAAAAUGCGAGUAAAAAAUUUGCCGGGCAAAAAUCAGAACAAGAAGGUGGUGACCAAAAUUCUAAAGAGGCUUUAAGAUGCAAUUUCCGAAGUGGCUAUAAACGCAAUCAUGAGCAAUUACCAAGAGUAAAUGCAAAGAGGACCAAAUUGGAGAUCGGCAGUAGACUAAAGGAGUGUGACUUAGGGAUUACUGAGUACAUCGGCAAGCACCCUGGCUUUUCUGGAAUAAUUAAGGAGCGAUACACUGAUUUUCAUGUUAACGAGAUAGAUCUCGAUGGACAAGUGGCCAAGCUGACUCACCAGAACAUUCCAAAUGAUCCGGAUAAUAAUGUAAAUAUCGAGGAUCUAAAAACAAAGGUUUCUCCAGAAGUAUGGGAUCAACUUCAAGUUCUGAAGGAAAAUCCUUCGACUAUACAGAUCGAUGUAACAAAUAUAGACAAAGCUGAGCGCAGGAUUAUUCAUACAAUCGCACAAAAUUUGGCAAAUGUUAUCAGCCAAACAAAAGAUGAAGACAAUAAGAAAUUUAUCACAAUUGUCCCAAAUACUAAAAACAUUAAAUAUGAUCACAACAUACGCAAAGACACCAGAAUAGAUUGGAAGAAACGCGAUGGCGAUUAUUGUCAUUUUCUGUUGCACAAAAUGAAUAUGGAUACAAUCGAUGCUUUGAACCGAUUAGCCUCAAAUAUGCGAAUACGAGUUAACAAUUUUGAUUACGCUGGUACAAAAGAUCGUCGAGCGUGGACGACUCAGUGGGUCAGUUUGUGGAAGGUGGAUGCACGCAACAUAUUGAGAGCUUGUUCAAGUAUACGCGGCUUAUAUGUAGGAAAUUUUAAAUACACUAAGAACAAGUUGAAAUUGGGCAUGCUAAGUGGCAAUCAGUUUAAAAUAGCAUUAAGAAACGUUUGUGGAACAGAUGAAGAGAUCGAGCAAGCAAUGACAUCAUUGCGCGACAAUGGCUUCAUUAAUUAUUAUGGUUUACAAAGAUUUGGUACAGUAGCUUCUAUACCUACGCACGAAAUUGGGAAACGUUUACUUCAAGGUAAAUUUCAUGAAGCGAUUGAGUUAAUUCUGAAACCACGGCCUGGAGAACAGGACACUGAGUUGGCAGAGGCUAGACAUUAUGCGUCUUCAAAAGAUGCUCAUGCUGCUUACUCUAAGAUUCAAAGAAUCGACAAAAUUGAAGCCCGACUUUUGAAAGGUCUACAAACAUCGGGGCAGAAUAAUCCUUUAGGCGCUCUUGAUUAUAUUCCGCGAAACAUUCGGUUAAUGUACAUCCAUGCUUAUCAAAGCUUCGUUUGGAAUCAUAUUGUGUCGAGAAGAAUAAAACAAUUCGGGACAAAUGUAAUUGUGGGUGAUCUAGUUUAUAACAAGAAUAUAACUGAUGAAACUAUGUUAAAUACUAGUGACGAUACUGAAGAAAUCAAUAUUGAGCCAGCAGCAAAUAAACCAAGUGAAGAAAGUUCAGAGCAAAAUUUGUCAAUAGUAAGAAGUCUUACAGAAGAAGAUUUACCGAAUUACACUUUAGCCGAUGUAGUUAUGCCUCAACCUGGAUGGAAAGUUACAUAUCCAUCGUAUGCUAAAGCUUGGUACGAUGAAUUUUUAGCAAAGGACGAAUUAACUACUGAUCUUAAACAAAACAAUAAAAAAUACAGUUUGAGUGGUGCCUAUAGAAAAAUAUUACAAAUCCCGACGAAACUAUCUUGGAAAAUUAUGAAUUAUGAACAAAAGCAUGAUAAUCUUAUUCUCGCAGAUAUUGACGAAAUGAGAAAGCAUGUAACUCCGCAGAAUAAUCCAAAUGGAAAGAACAAGGCAUUAAUCAUUGAAGUAUGUUUAGAAUCCAGUACUUAUGCCACAAUGACACUUCGUGAAAUUUUGAAAAAAGAUACUUCUGCAGAAACACAGGUCGCUUUAUCUGCUUCUUACAAUUCAGAAAAUAGUCCAGUAUAAGCAUUA